AUGGGCCACUCCAACGUCUGGAACUCCCACCCUAAGAACUACGGCCCUGGCUCCCGCGUCUGCCGGGUCUGCGCGAACCCUCAUGGUCUGAUCAGGAAGUAUGGCCUCAUGUGCUGCAGGCAGUGCUUCCGCAGCAACGCCAAGGACAUUGGCUUCAUCAAGGGCCAUUUACUUGCUUCUUGCUUCAUGAAUGAUCCUGCUAAAGAUUAA
Miscanthus lutarioriparius is the source of this 210-nucleotide messenger RNA. Lineage: Eukaryota; Viridiplantae; Streptophyta; Magnoliopsida; Poales; Poaceae. The record is from the annotation of a GenBank genome assembly.